AUGUUCGUGAAUGCGUCACCUUCCGUGGGCAUCCCUGGUUCUACUUCGUUACCCUCUUCGGCUUCGUCUUCCGGAUACCAGUCUUUGGCACUAUCAUCACCCCAGAGCUCUCUGUCUUCACUUUAUUCAUCUCAUCGCACAAGGUUCAUGUCUUCGAAAGGAUUCGAAUUGGAGGAUGAUAUUGAAUUCUGCCCUCAAAUUGUAAACUUUGCUAAUCACUCUCCUGUUCAGACACACAGCAGCAACAUCAAAAAUAGCGUCUUUAUGUCCCCUUCAUCUCCUUCUACUCAUCAAAGGUCGCCAAGAGUCCAUACUCCACGAGUCAGAAAGGCUUUGGAUAUAGUAAAUCCUCAUACGGGAAUGAGAAUCGAAUCUUCCAAGCUUUCUCCUCAAACUGCCAAGUAA
Brettanomyces nanus is the source of this 405-nucleotide messenger RNA. RefSeq lists its product as uncharacterized. The transcript has a single exon. The coding region runs from base 1 to 405 and encodes 134 amino acids. The record is from RefSeq and is a predicted model, not a curated record. NCBI's taxonomy places the organism in Eukaryota, Fungi, Ascomycota, Pichiomycetes, Pichiales, Pichiaceae.